Helianthus annuus (common sunflower) is the source of this 1356-nucleotide messenger RNA. Its product is annotated as basic proline-rich protein-like. The record is from RefSeq and is a predicted model, not a curated record. NCBI's taxonomy places the organism in Eukaryota, Viridiplantae, Streptophyta, Magnoliopsida, Asterales, Asteraceae. The transcript has a single exon. The coding region runs from base 1 to 1356 and encodes 451 amino acids.
AUGCCGGUUCAACACCACAUCCUAGUGUCAAUAUGCAUUGCAUUGCUCUUCAUUGCUUCCUCUAUUUCCGAACCAAUCUCCAUCCAACAACCCGAUGUCGAUAAGAGAACCGUAACCCCAACUCCACGUAGGAACCGUGGGAGAACCCGUAAUCAAGGUGGUCGAAGGACAGGAGGCCGUGGUACUCGCGGAUCUUCAAAUUGUGAUUCAUUAUUUGAGUAUCUAUUUGGAAGAUGCGGCCAAUGGCCUUUCUCGCGUUUUUCUCCUAACAACCCUUUUUUAACUCGGCCGCCCCCUCGACGACCACCCAUACCCCCACCACCCGUAGCGCCCUCACCAGUCCCGGCAUGCCCUCCACCAUCACCACCGCCACCAUCACCCCCUCCACCAUGUCCACCGCCGCCAUGUCCACCGCCGGCAUGCACACCGCCGCCAUGCACACCGCCGCCAUGCACACCGCCGCCAUGCACACCGCCGCCAUGCACACCGCCGCCAUGUCCACCGCCGCCAUGUCCACCGCCACCAUCACCACCGCCGCCAUCACCUCCGCCGCCAUCUCCUCCGCCUCCAUCACCUCCGCCGCCAUCUCCUCCGCCUCCAUCACCUCCGCCGCCAUCUCCUCCGCCUCCAUCACCACCUCCGCCUCUGCCACCACUCGUUGCUUCACCUCCACCAGUUGUUGCGUUAUCUCCACCACCAGACUACAUCCUUCCUCCUAUAGUGCCUGAUGAUCCUUUUAACGCCCCACCCGCACCAAUAUGGUUUUCGCCACCCGCUAAUAUAAACCCUCCACCAUUAGUUCCAAUAUCAUUCUCACCGCCCGGUUUCCAAGACAACCCGCCGGACUCCUCGACGUUACCACCAGUUGUCCCUAUAUUUUCUCCACCACAGGUUGACCCCGGUCAAACCCCACAACUUCCACCAAUAACGAAUCCCGGUCAACAGUUUCCACCGGACUUCGAUCCCGGUCAACAAUUCCCGCCGGAGGUUGAUCCCGGUCAACAAAAACCGCCGGAAGUUGACCCUGGUCAACAAUUUCAGUUCCCGCCGGAAGUUGAAUUCCCGCCUGAAUUUGACCCUGGUCAACAGUUUCCGCCGGAGUUUGACCCUGGUCAACAAAAUCCGCCGGAAUUCAACCCCGGAGAACAAUUUCCGCCGGAGUUUGACCCUAGUCAACAAAAUCCGCCGGAAUUCAACCCUGGAGAACAAUUUCCGCCGGAGUUUGACCCUGGUCAACAAAAUCCGCCGGAAUUCAACCCUGGAGAACAAUUUCCGCCGGAGUUUGACCCUGGAGAAGAGUUUCCACCGGCGGUAGGGGAGUCGCCGGAAAUAAUAAUGCCACCGUCAGUAGAUUAA